Racocetra persica is the source of this 306-nucleotide messenger RNA. NCBI's taxonomy places the organism in Eukaryota, Fungi, Glomeromycota, Glomeromycetes, Diversisporales, Gigasporaceae. The record is from the annotation of a GenBank genome assembly.
AUAAACCAAUAGAAGAUUAUGUAGAAUCUAAUAAAUAUUUUUUUGAAGAAGAUAAUAUUAGUUACAAUAAUGAAUAUACUAUAGAAGAAUUAGAUAAAGAUAUAAAUUCUUGUGAAAAAUUUACUUCUGAAACUUUUAGCAAUAGUAUUAGUUCUUGUGAUGAAUUAAGUAGUGAUAAUUUAUCAAUAUCAGUUGAAAAUAAAUUUUUUGAAGAUAUUGCUAACAAAGCUUUAGAUUUAGAUAAAUUGUCACUAUAUUUUGAAAAUACAACUAUUGCAUUAAUGUUCAGUUGGAUACAAAAAAAUA